UCCGUCGCAUCAUCUUCUCCUUCCGCCUUAAUUGGAUUCGCCCGAAGGUGCCGACUUUUGCUCGCAGAGCCGCUACGGACGAGACCACUCGCGACCCACCGAUUUCAAUAUUCGCCGCCUAUCCCCCUCCUUUACCGGCUGGAUACGUAAUUCAUCCCUCGCUUCUCUCUUUGGAGCCCUUUCAGCUGCGCAGUCAACAUGCACGGAAGGCUGAAGGUGAAGACUACGGAGGAGCAAGCUGAAGCCAAACGCCUUGAGCGGGAGAAGAAACUCCACCAGUAUGUAACCACCACCAAGGCCAUCUUUGAGAAGAGGAAACUGGGGCAGCUGGACAAGGAGGCCUUGGAGCUGGGCAGCAAGGUGCUGGGCGCCAACCCGGAUUUUGCCACGCUCUGGAACUUCCGGCGAGAGAUCUUCCUUCACCUGGAGGAGGAGGAGAGCCCGGAAGAGAUGCAAGCGCUGUGCAAGGCAGAACUCAGUUUCCUGGAAUGCUGCCUGCGGGUGAACCCCAAAUCCUACGGGACGUGGCACCACCGCUGCUGGGUGAUGGAGCACAUGCCCAAGCCAGACUGGGCCCGGGAACUGGAGCUGUGCAGCAAAUUCUUGGAGAUCGAUGAGCGCAACUUUCAUUGCUGGGACUACCGGCGUUUCGUGGUGCAGCAGUCCCAAGUGGUCCCCCAGGACGAGCUGGCGUUCAGCGACAGCCUGAUCACCCGCAACUUCUCCAACUAUUCUUCCUGGCAUUAUCGCAGCCUCCUUCUCCCGCAACUGUACCCCGAUCCCCAGCACCAGGGCCGGAUCACGGAGGAAAUCCUUUUGAAAGAACUUGAGCUGGUGCAAAAUGCUUUCUUCACGGACCCCAAUGACCAGAGCGCUUGGUUCUACCAUCGCUGGCUGCUGGGCAGAGGUGACCCGGAACCCACCAUUCGCUGCAUCUACGUCAACAGGGAACACACCUCCCUGGCCGUGGCCUUCUCCCACCCUGUGGCAGUGGCCCCAGCAUCGCAUGACCUGAUUGUGUUUGGAGAUGAAUCCCCCCUGGUGGUCCGCUGGCACACCCCGGAUGGAAGGAAUAAACCCGGACUUAUGUGGCUGUGUGACUUGCCGACGUCUGCUCUCAACGACCACUGGCCUCAGCACACCUUUCGGGUCCUCUGGGCUGAAGGACGGGUGCAGAAGGAAUGUGUCCUCUUCAAAGGGCACAAGGACUGCUGGAGCCAGGAUUCAGUGACGGAGGAGCAGGUGUUCAGGUGUGAGCUGUCCAUCGAGAAGUCAACUGUCCUUCAGUCUGAGCUGGAAUCCUGCAAGGAACUGCAGGCCCUGGAGCCAGAGAACAAGUGGUGCCUCCUGACCAUCAUCCUCCUCAUGAGGGCUUUGGACCCCUUGGUUUACGAACAAGAGACCCUCGGCUACUUCACAGCAUUGAAGGCGGCAGACCCCAUGCGCUCCUCGUAUCUGGACGAUCUCCGCAGCAAGUUUCUGAUUGAGAACAGCAUCCUCAAGAUGGAAUACGCCGAGGCUCGGGUGGUGGACCUGUCGCAGAAGGGCCUUACCACCCUCUGCCACCUGGAACACCUCUUGCUGGUCACGCACCUGAGCCUUUCAGACAACCUCUUACCCACCUUGCCCCCCACGCUGGCCAUGAUGCGCUGCCUGGAGGUGCUGGAGGUCGACGACAACCAGAUGGAGGGCCUGGAAGGACUGCCCCCCCUGCCCUGCCUGGAGGAGCUCUCUCUGCGCAACAACCGGAUCCAGCAAGCCUCAGCCCUCCGGAGCCUGGCCGCAUUCCCCACCUUGGCUCACCUCAACCUGCAGGGAAACCCGCUGUGCCAAACUGCGGGGAUCCAGUCGGAGCUUGCCACACUGCUGCCCAACGUGACCACCAUCCUCACUUGAUGGCCUGGUGGGGAGCCGCCGGACACCCUUAAUUUAUUGGAAAUUAAAAGCAUCCCAAUCA
Molecule: messenger RNA, 1957 nt
Organism: Candoia aspera
Lineage: Eukaryota; Metazoa; Chordata; Lepidosauria; Squamata; Candoiidae
Gene: RABGGTA
Product: Rab geranylgeranyltransferase subunit alpha
Exons: 17
Coding region: 199-1896 (565 amino acids)
Biological process (GO): protein geranylgeranylation
Cellular component (GO): Rab-protein geranylgeranyltransferase complex; cytoplasm
Molecular function (GO): zinc ion binding; protein binding; Rab geranylgeranyltransferase activity
Source: RefSeq, a predicted model, not a curated record